This is a messenger RNA of Coniophora puteana RWD-64-598 SS2, 4334 nucleotides long. RefSeq names its product SAICAR synthase-like protein. Gene Ontology annotation, molecular function: inositol hexakisphosphate kinase activity. Gene Ontology annotation, cellular component: cytoplasm; nucleus. The transcript has 4 exons. Lineage: Eukaryota; Fungi; Basidiomycota; Agaricomycetes; Boletales; Coniophoraceae. The record is from RefSeq and is a predicted model, not a curated record. The coding region runs from base 368 to 4081 and encodes 1237 amino acids. Gene Ontology annotation, biological process: inositol phosphate biosynthetic process; phosphatidylinositol phosphate biosynthetic process.
GUGAUUAUCGCUCCGCGUCGACGUCGUUCUAUCAGUAUAUGUCCACUGGCUAGAGAAUACUUGGAGCAGGAAUCGUGAACGUCUCUAGUCUGGGUUAUCGACGAUCAACAUCUGGGCAUCGAGGAGAGUUGGUGGCUGAGUCAGCGAGGGCGGCAUAUAGAGGUGCAGUCAGCCUCGCCCGUCCUCCCUCUCGUACGGGCAUUCGAAAGCCGCAUCCUUGGUCGUGCGCCGUCAUACCCCUUCUUCCUCCCUCAAAAUCCCGCUUCUCCCCAUUUUGAAGCCUGAUUCCCGCACCUGCACUCUGUCGCCUACCGAGAGCGCAUCUCCCCCUCGACUGCUCGACCCUCAUCCCUACCCAUAGCUGUCUAUGGGUCCUUCCAGCCUCGAGAAGGACCACAGGCAACAAUCCAUCCAAUUUCCGCCCUCUCCACCUUCCUCUGCAACCGUCACUGCCCACUCGUCCCCACGAAUCGACCCUCUUGCUUUCACCGAUCAAACUUCUCUGCCUAAACUCUUCCCCGCCAAACCCGCCUACCGACGAGCUAACUCUCAGUCAGUACAUUGGAGUAGCACUCCUACUCGUGAUACCCACCACCAGCAGUCAUCAUCGCAGCCUGACCCGUCUCAUGAACGCGUCCCGCCCCCGAAGACCGCCCGUGCCCUCACCCUCCCUUCUUCGUCGCGUGAGUUGGCAGUCGCGCCGGAAACCCCAUUAGGUUCAGUUUCAAAGAUUGCCAAACCUCCGUCUCGCCAUUCCUCAUCCAGCUCCUAUACGUCCUCAAGCAAGUAUCAACCUCAGGACCAUCCAAACACCCCUAGUACGGGCAUAGGGCGCAAGGUUGCUGCUUCUCUCCAGCUUUUCAAGGAAUCACAGCCGCUGUCCCCAUCCGAGGAGCAGGCGAAGGAACUAACAAAACCCGAUACUGCACCAGGGAAGCGAAGGUCGUCCUCACAUGAGGACGAUGUUGCAGAAGCCAAGUUUGAGUUUGUCAAACGUGCAGACUGGCCUGAUCCAGAGACAGCUGCGAUUCGCAGAGAGCGAAGCACGACUGCUCUAUCAAGAGUACGGACGCGAGAAAGUGCGGGCUACGAUGACUCGGAGAGAGACAUGAAACCUGUAACGAGAGAUAAUGUCCUCGACGAGGUAGGGCACUGGCGACGUGAUGUCUUGUCGCGACAGGAAGCAUCCCGGGGCCGCCCUCGUGAACGUCCCUCUGGCAUACCAUCGCAUGAUUCUAGCAUUCCCUCUCCAAAAGUUGAAGCGCCAGAAUUUAUCACCCCCCCUCCGUACCAUCGACCUUCAUCCCGCGGAUACCCGCCAUCGCCAUCGCCAUCCCGUUCACCUGCCCAUCGGAUACCACCAGAUUCAUAUGAAUCCUCACCCAACAUUAGUCCCAGUCUUCCAUCCCCCUUGCAUGAUUCUCCUAGGGUAUUCACCUCCCCGCAGCCAUCUACGCCAGUUCCAACCCAUUUCCAGCUGUCAGAUUCCGAUUACCGGCCUUAUUCCCCGUGGUCUACUGACGAUGAUUGGGAAACUGCUUCUAUGACAGCCGCUUCAACUACUGCAGAAACCUCCGAUGAGUUACCUUCGCCACCCGAUGGCAUAACUUUUCCUGUACGGUACAAUAGUACUACUGGCUACGACGAGCCUGAGGUUGUGGAAAAUGGUCGCGAUGACGCAAAUUCAGAGACGAAUGACCUCGAUGAUGAUUAUUUGGACUUGGCCAUGAAUCAUUCUCAAGAGAAUUUGCCCCAUAUUCCUUUGCGUCCUUUUCGGAAUCAAGUAGGUGGCCACAGUGCCAUCUACAAGUUUACGAAAAGAGCCGUUUGUAAGCCCCUUGUGUCGCGCGAGAACCAGUUCUAUGAAGCCGUUGAACGCGAAGCACCCCCUUUACUCUCGUUCAUUCCUCGUUAUUUGGGAGUGAUGCUUGUAACAUACAGACGCGUUCCCAUAGGCUCCAAUAGCCCUCCGGAGGCUGGCUCUCCUCCGGUGAGCACAAUGCCUAUGCCGGCGCCUCAGAUGUCCUCGCGGACUGUUAGCGAACCAAACCACCGGUCUUUGCCUAGCUCGUUCCACGAUGGUGCAGAAACAGAGGAGGCCGAAAUGCCAGAGGUCUUGUUGGAUCGCAAUCGACACAUAGUGCCGGAGUGGGUACUUCGCAUGGGAUCGCGGAAUCGUUCCAUGUCAAACUCCUCCACUCCCUCACCGAAGUUCAUCAAGAACCGUCAUCUGAAGCGCUUACAUUUCAACGGCGCCACAGCUUCUAGCCCUGACUUGAAUGCUGAGGCGGCAUCACAGCCCCAACACAGCAUACCGUUAUUCAAGCGCAGACUCUUGGGUCGGGAAUCAACCAUCCCUCUCGAAGAGGAGGCCCUUACCCCAAUGAAUUCUCCAGUUCAACGCUCGCGUGAAAUAUCGAUAACCUCGUUUGCCGAUUGUCGGUCUGCGCGCAAGAAGUACGACUCAGAGGCGGCUGGUUCGGGCACCCGUCCAGAUCUAAGGCCGUUUCACUCCGAACUCGGUCUGGGUGGGCGAGAGCAGCCAGUUUGGUUUGGUGGCACAGGCUCCACAGUGGUCAAUACGAAACUCAAGGACCAUGUCUUCAACACGAUCUUGCGCCGCUUUCACCGACGAAGCUCCCGUCGCUGUUUUUUCGACGCGAAUGGGAGGGUAGAUGAAGAAGCGGAGAUGGCUGAUAGUGAAGAGAACGGCGCUGACAUUCGAUCACCUCAUCCGAAACGGCGAAGUGCUGCCACCGCGGGACGGCUGAAGGAGAUCGUCGACGCGGAAGCCCAGCGACUGACUCCGAGUUCUCCCCUACGACGGACGAACAGUGCGUCGGCGGUAGAGGAUCAGCUGCAACAUCAUGCGCCAGAGGAGAUCUUCAGCAUGGAUUUUGACAAGUCUAAUCACGGAUCUCAUGACACAGAGCUGAACGGACAACUCGAGUCAUCUCUGGCUCGAAGUCGCAGUCGCUCACGAUCGGUCGACCUCCUUCCUCAGCACGCUCACAAGGUCUCCAUUUCCCCAGCCCCCCAGCCCCUCCUUCCGGAGCAGCCCUCUCCCGACCGCUCGAUAACGCGCCAAAAUCACUUCAUCUUGAUGGAGGAUUUGACUGGUCGCUUAAAGCGGCCGUGUGUAUUGGACUUGAAGAUGGGCACGCGUCAGUAUGGCAUGGAUGCCACGUCCGCGAAGAAGAAAAGUCAGCGGAAGAAGUGUGAUCGUACGACAAGCAGACCUCUUGGAGUUCGUAUGUGCGGCAUGCAGGUCUGGAAUGCUAAGACACAGUCUUACAUCACACAAGACAAGUACGUCGGACGUGAAGUCACCGCAGGGGACUUCCCAUCCAUUCUAUCGUCCUUUUUGCAUAACGGGGAUCGGCUGCUCAUCUGGCAGAUACCUGUGCUUAUGCAAAAGUUUUACGCUCUGGCGCGCAUUGUCAACCGUCUCAAAGGCUACCGCUUUUAUGGCUGCAGCUUACUCCUCAUCUAUGACGGAGACGACGAAGCGCAGAAAUCCUUCAAGUCCUCAGCUCUUGAUCAGCCAUAUGCUCGAGGAAAACGAGGAGAGUCACUGGAAAGAUCACGGGCGCGUUCUGCUAGUAAGCAGAAGACGCUUCGACGGUCCCAUAGUGAAGACUUGCUCGUGGGUCCGGUCGCAAAGCGUCCUGGGGGACGGCGUAAACGGGGCGAGAUCAAUGUUCGCAUCGUGGACUUUGCCCACACAACAACAAGUCGUGACUGGCUUCCCUACCCUCUAUCCGAGUAUAGCACUUCCCAGCAGGUCACCAGUUCGAAAGGGUACCAAGCGGACGUUGACCCCGAGACUGGGCUCAUCUAUGCACGAUUCCCUCCCCACUUCCCAGACGAGCCCGAUCGUGGCUUCCUCUUCGGCUUGAAGAGUUUGACGCAAACGUUGGAGAACGUCUGGAACGAGGAGCGCAUGCGGAGAAUGAAGACAUUGCGAGACGACCCUUCCGCUCCGAUCUGUCAGCUCCCUGCAUUGUUCACGGACGGCAAGGAGGUCUUUGACGACAUUUUCGGCCAUGGCGAUGACGAUCCUGGCAUGCUUUCCACUUGAUAUCGCAUUUUUAUCUUGCUCAACUCUACUUUUCUUUCAUUACUUGCGUAUUUACCUCAGUGUACAUACAUCACGCGUCUGACAAAGGGCCCUAUAUGUUUCAUUUUCAUCUGUUGUUUAUGUCUCUGGUCUGUCCUUACCCAUCACUACAUAGAAUUUAUACACUCUCAGCGCGCAUACCUUGCAUUGUAUAUUCUCACAUUGUACCUACUUAUCGCUUCAUGGGAGUGCAAAAGUUUCCUCACUUACGUUG